UAUAAAAGAAUUGAAGAAUUUGCUGGAUCCUAGAGGUGUACUUUCUAUUUAAGAGUUGUAUUAUGUGGUGAAUGCUCAAGAUGCAAUGGAUGUGAAUUUGAAGGAGAAGCGUAAAAUUAAAGAGUUAAAAAUGGAAUGGGGUAGUGGACGAACAUUCCCGAGUUGGAUAGGGAACCGCAGUUGCAUCUCAAAAAUUACAGAAACUGCGCACUGUUACCACCUCUUGGGCGAUUGUCCUCGCUCAAACACUUGCGCAUUCAAGGGAUGGGCAGAAUAAAAAAUAUAGAUGUUGAGUUUUAUGGGGAGAUUGUGGAUUCUUUCCGGUCUUUGGAGUCUCUAAACUUCUCGAAGAUGCUAGAAUGGGAAGUUUGGUGUUUUCCCAGUUCAAGUAAUGAAGAAAGAUUAUUUCCCUGUCUCCGUGUUCUUAGAAUGAGGGAAUGUCCAAACUUGGUAGAGAAGUUGCCCAAUUCAUUAAGUUCUCUCAUGAAGCUAGAGAUAGCAGAAUGCUCAAAGUUGACUGCUCCACUUCCAAGAGGUUCGUCUCUCUAUAGAUUGAAGUAAGGAGCGUGUAAUGAGAUGGUGUUGGGAAGUACUGGAGUUGAUUUCACGUCCCUCGUAGCAUUAGAAAUUGGACAAAUUUCAAAUCUGAGUCAUAUUGGGGAAGAAUUUAUGAGGUGCUUACCAGCUUUGGAAGAUUUGAGCAUAAAAGAUUGCAAAGAGGUGAGAUGGUUGAGAUUAGAAAAGCUAGGUGGGCUGAAUCAUUUAACCAUGUGUGGAUGCCCCACUCUCAUAUCUUUGGAGGAGCAGGCGUUGCCAUGCAAUCUUCAAUAUCUGGAAAUAGAAGGGUGUAGAAAUCUGGAGAAGCUGCCAAAUGAAAUGCAAAGUUUGGGGUCAGUGACUGAGUUAAUAAUCGAAGGGUGUCCAAAGCUUGUGAAUAUUCUGGAGAAAGGGUGGCCGCCUCUGCUAAGAAAACUUCACUUGUUUCAUUGUGAGGGUCUUGAGGCACUACCAGGUGAUUGGAUGAUGAUGAGGAUGGAGGGUGACAACACCAACUCAUUAUGUGUUCUUGAAAGCAUGGAAAUUAGCAGUUGUCCAUCUCUUAUUUUCUUUCCAAAAGGUGAAUUGUCCACCUCACUUACACGACUGUGCAUUGCAAACUGUGAAAAUGUAGAGUCCCUACCAGAGGGUAUUAUGCACUCUUGCCGUCUCGAGAAGUUGGACAUCUUCAAUUGUUCAUCUCUAACCUCAUUUCCAAGAGGUGAGUUACCCUCCACCCUUAAGGAGCUCUUUGUUGGGAGCUGUGGGAAUCUGAAAUUGCUUCCCAAUUUCAUGCAAAGCCUCACAUCUCUUGUUAUUAGGGACUGUAGGAAUCUCAACUUCCAGCAACAUCACAUGCAAAACCUCACAUCUCUUGGAAAUUUUACAAUAUCUAAAUGUCAGGGCCUGGUGUCAUUUCUGGAAGGGGGUUUGGGUUUUGGACUCAACUUGACACAUGUUGAAAUUGAAGGUUGUGAGAAUCUGAAGAUGCCUUUGUCAGAGUGAGGACUCCACAGGCUCACCUCUGUUACAAGACUCAGAAUUGCUCCAGGUGGAUAUAAAAAUGUGGUCUCAUUUUCAAAUGAUGACUGCCGCCUUCUUCUUCCCACAUCUCUCACUUACCUUAGCAUAGGAAGAUUCCAGAAUCUGGAAUCCAUAGCCUCUCUGUCUCUCCAAACCCUCGUCUUUCUUGAAUAUCUUCAUCUAUAUGACUGUCCAAAGCUCCAGCAGUUUUUGCCGAAGGAAGGGCUGCCAGCAACAGUUGGAUGCUUCAUAUCGUGAAAUGUCCUAUUAUAAAAAAGGGCAGAGGACAAGAUUGGCUCCACAUUGCCCACAUCACCUUUAUGUCAAUAUGAGAUUAUUAAUGUAAUUUAAACCUUCACUCUAUUUUUCCUGUGCAAAACUAAUGAAAGCACAAAAUCCUACUCUUUCAAAUUCCUACUUAUGAAUCUACAAAUCUCACUACUUAUAAUCUUCUUACUCUACUUUAUUAUUAUUUAUUUAUUUGAAAUUCAACCAGGAGAUGGCUUUUGACAGGAAUUACAGGUGGAAUUAUUUUUCUUUUCUCUCUUUCAACUCCUUUUUAUUCUGAGUUGUUAAUAUCCCACAAUUCCAUUUAAGCAUCACUAGAUUUGCGUCUCCAAGUUAAAAUUUGAUUUUAUGCUAUAAUUUUGAAGUGUCACCAAUCUCCCACUAUGCAUUCUAAAGGAUUUCGCGUUGAAUGUGGGGGGUGAUAUCAGAUAAGGGUGCAUAAAAAAUAUAAACUUGCUACUUUGUUCAACUUGAGUUUUCAAUUUCCUUUCACAAUCAGGAGACAGUUAAUGCAUACAAAUAUGUGCUUGCUUGCUAAUUAGUCUUUCUUUCUUCUUUUGGAAUUUGCAGCUCUGUCCAAGAGAAUUUUGGCUUCAUGUUGGAGACUCCAAGUUUGGAGUGAAUCUUGUGUGGGCACUUGCUAUUUCUCAGUUUGUUUUUGUUCUUUACAAAGUCAAUGUUUACAGUGUGAUGGGAGAGUCAAGGUGGGUUAACCCAGUGAGAACAAGAAGGGGCUUUAGCAGUAGUAUUAUGCUAUUGAUUGUGCCUGAAGGCCUUCUUGAUUUUGCCUGAAGUAAAUGUCUACUGAAAUGAUUUUGUGUCUGGGAUUUGGUGGGAGCAGAUGAAUAAUUAUUUACUUUUGACACUUUUAUAAAGACCCAGAAAGGCAUGCAGUUUGGCAAUUCAUCUGAUUUUAGCUCUGUUUUCAAUACUUAGAUGACCACACAGCAACGGCAAUUCUCCUGAAUACUGAGAGAUGAAGUUUUGUUCACCUCUGAUGUUGCUUGAGAGAGUUGAGUUACAAUUGAAUUUGGAAAAUCUUCAAGAUUCUGGUUCAAGUGUAUAAAGUUGUUUUAAGGAAGCUUAUAUGUUACAGAUUGGUACUCACUUGAAGGUUCUUGCAGUCGGGUCUGUAGGAAUGAAAAGUUCAACUGGGUGCCUCUGCUGACUCUUCCAUUUAAUUGAACCUUGUAUCUACUGACAAGUACAAGUAGAACCCUCCAUCCCUCCUUAUAUGCAAUCAGAUACAUUCUUGGCAAUGCACAACUAUGAUCUUCUUUAAUGUUAAAGUAAUUCUUUGCAGUACAUCAGCACAUGUAGGAUGAGGAGAAGGAAAUAAUCUCCUUCUUGUAUGUGGUGUUUUUUCAGUUUGGCAAAUUAUAUGAUAUUGUUACUUUUUUAUUUCAGUUUCAUUCAACCUUCAGUCUAUUUUUUUUUCUUUUUUCUUUUUUUCUUUUUCUUUUUAACAAGUUUGUGGGCUGCUACAAGGCAGUAGGUUCAAGGACUCUUAAGAGUCUCCCAGGUUCACAGCUUUCUUGAAGUAUUAUGGAUUGAGUAUCAUCUUAAGUUUUUGAUAUUCCUUUCUAGAAGAAUGCCAAAAUGACACUCUCAAAACUCAAAAUUUGGAGUUGUUGCUCUUCUAAAGUACAGGUGCUUGCAAGAGUAAGAAGAUUGUAGUGAUGAUGACAACAUCCCCUAUGUAUGCGUUAAGAACCCUAGUUUCCCUUCAUGGAAGUAUGAUCAGAGAUACAAUUCUUACCUUACCUGGAAACCUAUCUUAUUUUCAUGUCAAAAUUGAGAAAGAUUCUUCCACCAACUUGCAAAUAUGGUCUGCGGCAAGGGGGAGGUGAGAGGUGUUGAUUUCUCUAACUUUUGAAUUACUCAUGUUAAGCAACAAUUUGGAAAAUUUUCUAAUUCUUUCCAACUGUGUUCAAUUUAUUGUUUUCCACCUUAUCUAUUUAGGAUUACAUCACUUUCUUACCUUUUUCUUCUCUCUUGAAGGCUAUGGAUCAAGGAGUGACUGAAGUUUUGACUUUCUUUGAUAUAGGAAAAGGUGUUUGCUUGCUCUUCUUCAGGACGAGAUCCAGUAUCCUCUUCUGAAAUAUAUGGUCUUCGGAAUCAUAGAUUACUGAGUCAUCCUUAUAUGUAUCCUAUUUCUCUUCACAACAAUAUCAAUAGAGACCAUUUUUCCCUCCUUAUAUUCACCAUUUAGAACACACGUGUCCUGUAUUAUCUGCUAUGCCACUUCUUACUUUCAUGUUCAUCAAAUGAUCCAAUGUAAAUUUAGAAUGAAAAGGAGAAAAAGAUGAAGGUGGAAGAAGUUCAAAAUUUCCUAACCAUGCACUAUUCAUAUAUGAUUUAUUUUCUUUACAUGUUUCUAAUGUAUUUAAUCUCAACAUGCAUCCUUACGGAAAUUAUCUUUAUGUGAGCUUCCCUUUUUUUCGUACCAAAUAUGCAUGCAACUCCUACUAAACUAAUAACAGUGUGCAAUUUUAUUUAUUUAUUUAUUUUUCCUUCUUUUGGGAUUUUUCCAAGUAAUUGUGAACAUUUAUUUGCAUAGUAAUCUGUCCAACAUAUAAAUUUUUCAAGUGAUUAACAAAUUGAAAAAUUUUGAAAUCACACCUUCUCUGCUUCUCUCUGUAGGCUAAAAAGCUUGUUUUCGAUGUAGUGUUUCUUGGUUAAUAUUUUAUUCACAUCUAAUCUUUUCAUUACAUUUUUCAUUGAACAAUUUGACCAAAAGGAAGGUUUUGAAAAUACUAUAAGAUUGGCAUUCUCUUUAGAGGGAGCCAAUUGCCUUCAUAUAAAAUUUUAUUCCCUUUUUAAUCUCCCAUAACAUACAAAUAAUAAAAUUAUAUGAGCUUAUCUUCCUUUAAUGUCCCUGCUCUUUUUUUAAAGUUUUCACUCCUGAGACUUCUGCAUCAUUCCCUUCAUAUUUGCACUAAUGCAGUGAGCACCAUGCUUGCAACUGCAAAUUCUUUUUAACUUGAAAGAUAAUCCACGUCUUAAACUGCAGUAAGCUUUCACCAUAAUUGAACUUGUAGAGUUUCUUAGUUAUGAUAUCUUGUCAUGGCAUUUAUCCUUUGUCAUUAGUUUUAUGUCUGAACUCAAAUAAUUACCUCCAUCUUUGAUUGGGAAGACUUGUUGAACUAAAAUAAGAUAAAAUAGCAACUGCGCAAUUGGAAGACAUCUACAUUCUCAUCUUGCCAUCAUCAAAGACAAUGGAUACUAAUACAAACAUUUUUUAUCAACAAUUUUUUCCUAGUUACAACAAAAUAACUUUUUUCUUUUUAACUUUAAUAAUGUACUGGACUUUUAUGGCAGCAACUCCAUCUUUUUCUAUAGAACUCACAGGUUUGUCAAAAGGAUGGAUUUCCAUCUUUUUAUGUGUCAACUGUUGUUCUCUUGAUUGCAUUGUUUCUGUAAGGUUAAUGUUACUUUCAUAUGUUUAUUGAUAUUUUUCCUCAUAAUUAUUUUUAUGUUUGUAUAAUGAUCAUUAAACAGAUCAAUAUGUCACAUGAAGGCCCUGCAGUGUGAUACUAGGAUUCCCAACUUUUAUUAGGGUGCCUCCACAGCCUUUUGCAUCUAAUUGAAUCUCAUACCAGUCAGAAGCACAAGUACCCAUCCAUUCCCAGCUUGGAUGCAAGCAGGGGAAAACCAAAAAGAUGCUUUUGUGGUUUGAAUUAUAGUUGCUUGCAGAACAAAGGAGAAGAUAGUCUUCAUGAUGACUCACAUCCCCUUUGCAUGAGGAGAAGUAUGCUAUUGAGGAUGGAUGAGGGAUGGCAUAUAAUCCAGUUGAAUCUUGCUGAUUUUAGCAGAAGAGCAUCAUAUGAAACCAACUAUGUUGAGAUAUUGAGUGUUGAAGUUCAUGCAAAUUGCCGGCUAAGAACUUAUUUCUCUGAUCACCUUUACUCAGAGGAGGUACUCCCACCAGAAUUUUAAACCGUACCUCUGAAUGCAGAAAGCAUGAUGAGUUUCGACAAAACUAUCCCAUCGGAAGAGCUGGCCGCCCUUGAUAUUCAUGUUUUGCACAUUUUCUUUGCGCCAGUCAACUGGUUAUAUCCAAACUGGUCUAUAAGUUGAGAAAAUAUACAGUAAUGUAUCAAACUCCUAGAUGUAUUCUUGUGGUGGUUAAA
Messenger RNA from Vitis vinifera (wine grape), 5981 nucleotides. RefSeq names its product putative disease resistance protein At3g14460. The record is from RefSeq and is a predicted model, not a curated record. The transcript is spliced from 6 exons. Bases 577 to 1542 code for a protein of 321 amino acids. Lineage: Eukaryota; Viridiplantae; Streptophyta; Magnoliopsida; Vitales; Vitaceae.